Messenger RNA from Culex pipiens pallens (northern house mosquito), 1642 nucleotides. RefSeq lists its product as uncharacterized. The coding region runs from base 740 to 1192 and encodes 150 amino acids. NCBI's taxonomy places the organism in Eukaryota, Metazoa, Arthropoda, Insecta, Diptera, Culicidae. The transcript is spliced from 2 exons. The record is from RefSeq and is a predicted model, not a curated record.
AAUUUUCAAAAUUUCUUGACACAACCUGCAAGUGCGACAACUUGCCAAAGGUAAUUUCAGUCAGAUGCCGUUUUGUCAUUCCUGCUUGCACGUCUAAAGUUUACGUUUUGGAAUAUAACUCGGAAUUGGGUAACGAAAUUCUUCAAAUUUCGGGACAAUGGACAAAACGGUCAGCCAAACAAAAUGUGUCGGUUAUUGUUCUCCAUUGGUGAUCUAGUUUUUGUAUUGCAUUUUAGAAGGUUUUUUUUUGAAAUCCUAACUUUUCAAUGCAAUACUAAACGUCGACAGUUUGGUACUAUGCCAGUUACCUUCUUAUCAGUACACUUUCACUAUCUUGAAAGCGUUAAGGGUACUUCACUAACGGCCACUCGCGAGAUCUAAUCAAUAAGGCUUCGCCUCGCAGAUAACACAGCUGAUCCACCUGGACGAGCGUGUGUUGCGUUGGGGGUAGACACGUCAGCUGCCCCCUCGGCUCAAUUUUAGCAUUUUAGUAUCAAAUUUGAUAUCGCCCAGUCCGGUGUACCUACCGACUAAACUUGAGCGCGCCACGCAUACGCUAAUUGUCGGGUAAACUCCGAAAAGACAAUUGUUUUUUAUAGCGGUGUGAAAAUUCCCACCUUGGCCGUGCGGUUAACACUUGCCGCGUUUAAUAUUAAUUUCUUUAUUUAGUGCCUGCCGAUCGUUUAAUUCGUUUGGACAGCUGGUUUUUUUUUGUGCGCGUAAGAUUUCGCGUUGAGCAAUGAGUUCUGGUGACAAUCCUUUCACCGAAGCGCUCCAUUCGGAGGCGCUAGGUGAAAUGCUCAAGGAUGAGACCAAGCGAGGUUUGGCCAAGCAGUUAACGGAAAAUUUGAAAAAGCUGUCGGAGAUGUUUGUAAAGCUAUCCGAUGGGGAAAAGUCGCAAUUCGCCAAAGAGUUCAAAGGGCAGUUUUUGAAUCAGUUGAAAAACUUGAACGAAAUGGCUCAACAGCAGAAAGUCAGCCAAGAAAAUGGUGAAGCCCAGAAGAGCAUUCCUGAAUUUGGAGCAGCUGAUGCGUUUCAGGAAGAAGUCGACUCGUUUCUUGUGAUAGGAUUUGGGAUGUUGAUUAUGCUGUUUGUUGUAUUCUUCGGCUACAAGUUGUACCUUUCGCUGACUGAGAAGGAACGUAAGCGGGAGGAAAAGCUGAAGGCCAAGCAGAUUAAGAAGAAGAAAUGAGGGGUGGCCUCGGCCCAGCGUGGUCCCCACGUUGGAGGCAAAACUGCGACCCGCCACCACCAGCACAAAAACAUUCCACAAUUGAAAGACUCGUAGCUGAAAUGGGUUGUCCCAUCCUUUAAAAAAUACGCGCAAUCAUAUGAGACUCUAUACUUUAAUGCUAAAUGAAUACUUUACACAAAAGUAGCCACAUUCCAUUUUAUUUUUGGCAUCUUUUAAGUAACUGUUAGACAAGUUUCCGAAUAGCCUAAAGAAACGAUGCAUUGUUUGUCUGUUCCAAGACGUUCAGUUUCUAGAGAAUCUAAAAAUAAUUCAAAUUGGCCUGUUACGUUUAAAAAUUCUAAAAUUCAAUUUCGAUCGAGACAUGUGGCUCUUUACAUUCCGUUAAAGCCGGGAUAGGAUUCUGGCAAAACGACAUAUAUCAAUAAUAAAUCUUAACGUUAGAAGGUA